This is a messenger RNA of Ambispora gerdemannii, 771 nucleotides long. NCBI's taxonomy places the organism in Eukaryota, Fungi, Glomeromycota, Glomeromycetes, Archaeosporales, Ambisporaceae. The record is from the annotation of a GenBank genome assembly.
AUGGCAACCAACUAUCCCGCACCACCACCAAGCUACAGUGAAAGUCCUACUCCUCGUGAACCUUUACUAGCCAGAGAAUGGGAACAGGAUGUCCCAGACGACUUUAAGUAUGGUGUCUCCGUUAUGCAAUGUGAUGCUUCUAUUCGUAACGCUUUUGUUGGCAAGGUGUAUUCUAUCUUGGGUGUUCAGUUGCUCUUUUCUAUCGUCACGGGUGCUUUAUUUAUGUACAAUGAGAGUGUAAAGAAUUGGGUUCAAACAAAUAUGUGGUUGAUGUGGGUAUCGAUCAUUGGAUCCUUUGUGUCCAUCAUCGCAGUGAAUUUCAAAAGUCGCUCGUUCCCAACAAACUACAUCUUGUUGGGAGCAUUUACUUUCUUUGAAAGUUAUAUGGUUGGAGCUGCUUUGACCGUUUUCGACAAAGAAAUGGUCUUGCAGGCAUUGAUUAUCACCUUUGGAAUUUUUAUUGGCCUGACAUUAUUUACCUUGCAAUCAAAAUGGGAUUUCAGCGGCAUGGGACCUUUCCUUCUCGGAGGCCUCCUACUAUUCGUAUGCAUCGGCCUAGUCCAACUAUUUAUCCCGUUCUCGCGCAUACUCGACUUGGUCAUCGCAAUCGGCAUAGCAGUCCUCUUCUGCGGGUUCAUCAUUUAUGACACGUAUAUGCUGAUGAACACGCUUAGUCCUGAAGAGUAUGUCGUUGCGGCGAUUAAUCUUUACCUCGAUUUCCUUAAUCUGUUCCUUGCCAUCUUGAGGAUUUUGAACGAUGUUCGCGAGUGA